Molecule: messenger RNA, 1407 nt
Organism: Tetrahymena thermophila SB210
Lineage: Eukaryota; Ciliophora; Oligohymenophorea; Hymenostomatida; Tetrahymenidae
Product: immobilization antigen
Exons: 1
Source: RefSeq, a predicted model, not a curated record
AUGAAAAAAUAAUUCAUAAUACUUGCUUUGUUAGGCAUAUUUGCUUUAGCCUAACAAGAAUGCCCUGAAAAUAGUUUCUUAAAAUCAGAGAAAUGCUAUUGUAAAGAAGGAUACUAUGGUGUAAGUGCUGAUAAAUGUGUUUAAUGCCCAGAUAAUACCAAUUCUACUCCUGGUUAUUAUAACACCCGUCCUGAUUCUACAGUUGCAGAUUGUAAUACAUGUUAAUAUAACUACUAUGUUACAGUAAAAGGAACUAAGCAAUCACCUGCUACUUGCACUUAAUGCCCUGAGCAUUCCAUGACUACAUAUGCGACAAGAGGAAUAAAUGUCACAACUGAAGAUAAAGCUUGCUUGGAAUGUGAAGAUGGUUACUAUUGGAAUAAUAAAGAUGGUAAAAAAGUUUGCCUUCCUUGUGGAAGCGAGGGUGCUGCUCCUUUAGAUAAGCAAACAGCAGGAAAAGAUGCAUCAUUCUGUAAAAUGUGCAAAGAAGGUUACUUUAUGACUAAAGCUGCAGACCCAGUAACUGGUUAAGCAGCUUAAUGCUCAAAAUGCCCAGAAAAAUCUGGUUCUGGUCCAUAAAGAGAAGUAGGAUCAAUUGCAAAUUGCGGUUGUAUCGAUAGCUUAGCCGAUAAAUUAUCAGAUACCGUUCAAAGUUGUGUUUGUAAAGCAGGUUAUACUGGGUAAGCAUCUAAUGAUAGAUAUAAAUCAGGAUGUGAACCAGCAUGCGCUGAUAAUGCCUCCAAAUAUGAUGGUAGAUGUGCUUGCAAUAAAGGAUAUUAUGGAAAGAGUGCUAAUUAUGGAGAUAUAUGCGAAAAAUGUCCUGAACUUACUACCUCUAAUCAAUGUCAUGGUUGUAAUACUGGUGAAAAAGCAAACCUUAAUAGUUGCUAUUAAUGUAUUGAAAAUUACUAUGUUUCAGAAGUUGCUGGUGAGACUAGUUCUAAUCAACAUGCUGCAACAUGCAAACCUUGUCCUGAAAAUUCUUAUAAUAAAGAAGGCGCAAUGGGUUCUUGUUAAUGUUUUGAUUAAUUUGCUGAAAAAUUAAAUUACAGCAGUACAAAAUGUGAAUGCAAGUACGGAUAUACAGGAAAUCCAGCAACAAAAAAGGGUGAAAUUGGAUGUGUUAAGAAAGGAUCAUCUAGCUCAGGUUCAUCAGGUAGUAACAGUAAUUCUGGAUCUUAAGGUAAUAGUAGUAACACUAAUUCUGGAUCUUCAGGUAAUAGUAGUAACACUAAUUCUGGAUCUUCAGGUAAUAGUAGUAACACUAAUUCUGGAUCUUCAGGUAGCAAUGAAAAUUCAGAAAAGAAAGAUAAGGAAACUUCAGAAUCCUAAAGUAUUAAUGUUAGUACAAAUUCUGCAAAUCUUAAAAUUUUAGCACUUAUGAUGCUAUUAGCUAUCUUAAUUUGA